GCUGACGCACAGGGCAAUCCUUCUCCAGAUCUGCGGACAAGGCCGCCGCAGGAACGACCCAGAUGUUUGAUUGUUGCUCCUUUCCGAUUUGUCCCCAUUUCUGCACAUCAAUCACAUCACAAUCAUGGCGCAAAGUUGGGAUUAUAUCGCCAAAAUCGUAUCGCUAGGUGACUCUGGUUGCGGAAAGUCCAGUCUCACGAUAAGACUGUGCGAAGGACGCUUCUCCCCUCACCACGAUGUAACCAUUGGUGUCGAAUUCGGCAGUCGCAUUGUACCUGUUGGUCCUCCUGCCUCAUUAGCUCUCAAAGUCAACGACCCGUCCGCCGACCCUACCACUGAAACACCAUCAAAUACCGAUUCGCCAAAUCAAAAGCAUAUGAAACUAUCGUUAUGGGAUACCGCUGGACAAGAGACGUACAAGUCAAUCACACGAUCAUACUUCAGAGGUGCCAGCGGUGCCCUACUGGUCUUCGACAUCACAAGGCGUGCUACUUUCGAAGCCGUGACAGCAUGGUUGAACGACCUCCGCCAGAUUGCAGAAGAAAACAUCAUCGUCGUGCUCGUCGGAAACAAGAGCGAUCUUGCUGCUUCAACCACAGUGGCCGAGGGAGCCGGCUCCGAGAACAAGCGUCAAGUCACACAGGAAGAAGCCGAAACGUGGUGUAAAGAGAAUAAGGUCAUGCAAUACGUCGAGACCUCGGCAAAGAGCGGCGACAAUGUCGAAAGAGCUUUCCGUGAGGUCGCAGAGAGAAUAUAUCAAAACAUCGAGGCCGGAAAGUACGACCUGAAUGACAGACGAUCAGGAGUCAAGGGUCCUGGAGCUGGUGGCGGCAACACUGCGAGAACCAUCAAUCUGGGCAUGAACGACGCUGCUUCUGUUCAGAAACGAGGCAAGCAAGGCGCGUGUUGUUGAUAUUGUUAUACUACCAGCGUUUUUGUUUAGGGAUUCUGAAGCAUAGCGGGCGUUGCGGGCAUGGCCAAAAAGGUCUUUGGGCGCUUUUGAAUCAGUUAUUGACACGCUAAUAUCACCUUCUUUACAAUGCUGAAAUGAGCUAGGUCCGAUUCCAA
This is a messenger RNA of Aureobasidium pullulans EXF-150, 1068 nucleotides long. RefSeq names its product secretion related GTPase SrgD. Gene Ontology annotation, biological process: regulation of endocytosis. Gene Ontology annotation, molecular function: GTPase activity; GTP binding. Gene Ontology annotation, cellular component: endosome. Bases 125 to 913 code for a protein of 262 amino acids. NCBI's taxonomy places the organism in Eukaryota, Fungi, Ascomycota, Dothideomycetes, Dothideales, Saccotheciaceae. The record is from RefSeq and is a predicted model, not a curated record. The transcript has 2 exons.